Diversispora eburnea is the source of this 517-nucleotide messenger RNA. NCBI's taxonomy places the organism in Eukaryota, Fungi, Glomeromycota, Glomeromycetes, Diversisporales, Diversisporaceae. The record is from the annotation of a GenBank genome assembly.
AUGGAUAUAACAAGUGACAAACAAAGAUUAGCAAGGCAAUUUAAUGAUAAAGAAAGUCAUUCUGUUUUAACUUAUGAAGAGGCUUUAGAACGAAGGAUCAGUUCUUUAAUAGGAACUUUCACUGAUGCACUCAUAAUCUCCUCAAAAAAUGUAACAAGUGCACAAGAGUUACAAAAGGAAAGGCAAAAACAUUUGGCUAAAGCUUAUGAGUAUUACGAAAAUGAUAUUAUAUUAUUAUAUGAUUCUACUAAAAGACAAAUGCAUAGACAAAAGUUUAAUCCUAAAUGGACAGAACCGUUUUGGAUAGAAAAGAAGUUAGGUAAUAAGGUUUAUUUGAUAAGAGAUAAAAUUGGUAAUACAUUACCUAAUCCUGUUUAUGCAGAGAGAUUAAAACAUUAUAAACAAAGGCAUUUUAUAGACUUUGUACCUUAUUCUUCUCAAGUUUUGAAAAUUUUACAAAUCAUGGAACUUCAACUUUCAGAAACUCAACAUGCUAGAUUAUUAGAACUUUACCAAA